UCCCAGCAUCUUCUCAGCUAAAUCCAUCAUGAAACUCUUUAUUCUUCUGUUGAGCUUGACUCUGGCCUUUGCCGAUCACCAUGAGGGUCACUCUCAUGACCAUGACCAUGGCUCGGGCUAUGUGGUGAAGACGCACGAGGAUCUGGUCAGGUUCCGCAAUAUAUGCGCCGAGCAGGUGCAUGCCAGCGCCGAAGAUGUGGCCAAGUAUGUGAAGUGGGACUUCGCGGAUGAGGAGAAGAGCCGUUGCUACCUGAAGUGCAUAUUCGAGCAUUUUGGCCUGUUUGAUGCCACGCACGGCUUCGAUGUGCACAAGAUCCAUGAGCAGCUCGCCGGCGGCUCCCACGUGGACCACGCGGAUGAAGUGCACCAGAAGAUCGCCGACUGCGCGGACAACAAUGCCCAAGGCAGCGAUGCCUGCACCUGGGCCUAUCGCGGCGGCAUGUGCUUCAUGCGCUCCAAUCUGCAGCUGGUGCAGCAGAGUGUCAAGGCCUAAGUUCCCAGACUACCAGACCAGACUACCCAGACAUUAACAAUUUGAUUUGCCAAAAUAAACUUUGCAUUCUCUUUA
This is a messenger RNA of Drosophila arizonae, 568 nucleotides long. It is a transcript of the gene Obp99b, whose product is annotated as Odorant-binding protein 99b. NCBI's taxonomy places the organism in Eukaryota, Metazoa, Arthropoda, Insecta, Diptera, Drosophilidae. Gene Ontology annotation, molecular function: odorant binding. Gene Ontology annotation, biological process: sensory perception of smell. The record is from RefSeq and is a predicted model, not a curated record.